This is a messenger RNA of Mastomys coucha (southern multimammate mouse), 1240 nucleotides long. RefSeq names its product zinc finger AN1-type containing 2B (gene Zfand2b). The transcript has 10 exons. Gene Ontology annotation, molecular function: zinc ion binding. The coding region runs from base 119 to 892 and encodes 257 amino acids. Lineage: Eukaryota; Metazoa; Chordata; Mammalia; Rodentia; Muridae. The record is from RefSeq and is a predicted model, not a curated record. Gene Ontology annotation, biological process: proteasome-mediated ubiquitin-dependent protein catabolic process; protein targeting to ER. Gene Ontology annotation, cellular component: endoplasmic reticulum; cytoplasm.
CUGUUGCCCGCGAAGGACCCGCCCAACGUGAUGACGUCGCUGCGCGCGCGCCCUCGGGAGGAGGAAUAGGGGCUGCGGGCCGGCGGGCGCCCAGGCUUCGGCCCCGCACGGCCAGGCGAUGGAGUUUCCGGACCUCGGGGCUCACUGUUCGGAGCCGAGCUGUCAGCGCUUGGAUUUCUUGCCACUCAAGUGCGAUGCCUGCUCGGGCAUCUUCUGCGCAGACCAUGUGGCCUACGCCCAGCACCACUGUGGAUCCGCAUACCAAAAGGAUAUCCAGGUACCUGUGUGUCCCCUCUGUAAUGUGCCUGUGCCGGUGGCCAGAGGGGAGCCUCCUGACCGGGCUGUGGGAGAGCACAUUGACAGAGACUGUCGAUCUGAUCCGGCACAGCAAAAACGCAAGAUCUUCACCAAUAAGUGUGAACGAGCUGGCUGCCGGCAGCGGGAGAUGAUGAAACUGACUUGCGACCGAUGUGGCCGAAACUUCUGCAUCAAGCACCGUCAUCCACUGGACCAUGAUUGCUCUGGGGAAGGUCAUCCGACCAGCCGGGCAGGGCUUGCUGCUAUCUCCAGAGCACAAGGUCUGGCUUCUACAAGCACUGUCCCUAGUCCAAGUCGGACCCUGCCUUCAUCAUCCUCCCCCAGCAGAGCCACACCCCAGCUUCCACCCAGGACAGCCCCUCCUGUUAUUGCUUUGCAGAAUGGCUUGAGUGAGGACGAGGCCCUGCAGCGUGCCCUGGAACUGUCCCUUGCGGAGGCUAAACCCCAGGUCCCAAGCUCUCAGGAGGAGGAAGACUUGGCACUAGCACAGGCGCUGUCAGCCAGUGAGGCAGAGUACCAACAGCAGCUGGCGCAGAGUCGUAGCUUGAAGCCGUCCAACUGCAGCCUGUGCUAGGGUCCUGGGCUUGGGGAGGGAGGCUCACCCAAGGACUGUGGCCCUCACAUCUCCAGGGUACACAGGGAAAGGAAGCACAGAGAAGCCUGGAUCACAGUGACAAGCAGGAGUGACAUGGAGCACACUCCAUGGAGCCUGGAGAGGAAGGCGGCUUGUACAGCCAAGCUAGCUCUGCUGCUGCAGAAGAGGGUGGCUGGGAUCCGCUCUCUGGUUGGGGCCUUGGUAGGUGCUAACCAGACUUGAUCCCCACAGCCUCCGUUCAUCCUGUUACCCCCUUUUCCCUGGGGCUGCCACAUGUUAUCGGACCAGAAGAGGGCUGGGAAGAGUAAAGACUGGCAAUUAGUAAGA